This is a messenger RNA of Trichosurus vulpecula (common brushtail), 7644 nucleotides long. It is a transcript of the gene MIA3, whose product is annotated as MIA SH3 domain ER export factor 3. Gene Ontology annotation, biological process: endoplasmic reticulum to Golgi vesicle-mediated transport; protein secretion; vesicle cargo loading. NCBI's taxonomy places the organism in Eukaryota, Metazoa, Chordata, Mammalia, Diprotodontia, Phalangeridae. The transcript has 29 exons. Gene Ontology annotation, molecular function: protein binding. The record is from RefSeq and is a predicted model, not a curated record. Gene Ontology annotation, cellular component: endoplasmic reticulum exit site; endoplasmic reticulum membrane. The coding region runs from base 268 to 6423 and encodes 2051 amino acids.
GAGAGAUGCAGCCCCGUCUCCGGUUCCUCCUCUCCUCCUCCCCCAGCCCUCCCUUCCCAUCCUUCUCCAUCCCCUGCGCGGCUGACGUGUCUGCCUGGCACUGCUCAUGCUCUCCCUCCGCCCCAAGCCCGGGUCCCAACCUCGCCGCUCGCCCCCGCCUUCUCUUCUCUCCUCCCCGCCGCCUCGCCAUCGCCGUCCCCCGCGCCCGGGGCCUCCCUCCGCCCCCCUCACCCCUCCAGCUCCAGCUCCGGCCCCAGCCCCGCCAAAAUGGCUGCAGCGCCGCGUCUGCCCUUCUGCCUCCUCGUUCUACUCUUCUCCUCUGGGCCGCGUCUGGGUCAAGCGAGCCGAAGCGGGGACCGGCGCUUCGCGGAGCUGAAAAGCUGCUCGGACGAGGAGUGCAGCAUGCUGAUGUACCGGGGUAGAGCUCUGCAGGAUUUCACAGGUCCAGACUGUCGCUUUGUAAAUUUCAAAGAAGGGGAAGCUGUGUAUGUCUAUUACAAAUUAGUAGGAAGAUCACCUGAACUUUGGGCUGGAAGCGUUGGCAAUGUUUUUGGGUACUUUCCAAAGAAUUUAAUUGAAGUAAAUCAUCAGUAUUCUGAACAAGAACUAGAACUACCAACAGAUGAAACAGAUUUUGUUUGUUUUGAUGGAGGAAGGGAUAAUUUUGACAACUAUGAUGUUGAAGAUCUUUUAGGAUUUUUGGGAGAAACUGUAAGAGGCAAAGGGGAAGAUGAAUUGAACACUUCAGGAACUGAAAGCUCUGAGAAACCUACAGAAGAAAUAGAGGAGGAGAAUCCUAAGAAGGUAAAUUUUGAAGAACCUCUUGAAGUAUCCAAGGAUGGCAAUGAUGAGCCUGAAACAGCAGUGAACAGCAAAGUUCUUGCAAGUUCAGAAGAAAACAGCUUAGUUUCUGAAAACACUAAGAAUCUAGAGGAAGAAUUUGAAAAACAGAGGCUCCCAGUCCAUGUAAAUAGUCAUGCAGAUAGUCCUCAGGGAAACCAACCCUCCCUUGAGCCUUUAGAAGAAAUGCUGCAAGACAAAUUAAAAGUGCCAGAGAGUGAGAAUGCCAAAAAUACCAAUAUUUCUCAGCUUUCUAAGGACUGGGAGGAGAUUGAUGCCUAUAAACUUUUGAAGAAGGAAAUUAAUUUGGAUUUGAAAACAAAAUUUGGCUCAACUGCAGAUGCACUUGUAUCUGAUGAUGAAACAACUAGACUUGUUACUUCAUUAGAAGAUGAGUUUGAUGAGGAAUUGGACACUGAUGAUUCCAAACUUGAGGAAGAGGACAGGGAUAGCUUUGAUGAACCACCGUUACUAACUUUUACAGAUGGAGAAGAUGGGAAAAUCUCAGGGAAGACAGUAGUUGAGAAAUAUUCUACAGGUGAAAAUCUGUAUACUGAAGGAGAUACUGAAGAAAUAGCUCAGCCUAGGACUGGUGAAAAAAAUGAUAAAAAUAUACUAAAAACCUUAGGAGAUACUAUUUUCUCUAUUGUUGGUGGAGGUGAAGAAGAAAGAGAUACCACAGAUUUGGAUGGCUCUGAUCUAGAUGAAGAAAAUGUAGAGGAUAAUGAAAAAGUCCUAACUAGUAAAUGGGAAGAAAACAGCAAUCCUUUGACUAUAGAAGAGCCUGUAACACAUCAUGACAACAACCUACAAGAUACUCUUGAAAUUGGCACAGUGACUGAAAUUAAGGAAGAAAGUGAGAGAAUACAGUCACAUAAGGAAGAAUUCACGAAGAAUGGAAUGGAAUUAGGAGAUGAGGACAUUUCUAGAAAACGUCCUGCUCAUGAAAGUGGCCUUAAAGUUAAUAAUCCUGCUGAAAUAAGAGAAGACACUUUAAAAUCACCACUUAAUGAUGUGGAAGGUGACCUAAAAGGAACCGUUAAUCACCAGAUCACAAAAGGGGAGCUCCAUAGGGAAAAGUCUGGAGAGAGGGUUUUAGAUGACAACUUAGAGAGUGAUCCUGUACAUAAAACUCUCUGGAAGAAAAUGAAAGAGAAAAAUACUGAGCAGAAACCUGUAAGUAUUAAACCACUGUUAGAAGAUGAACAACAAAAUGCAUCCAAAGGAAAUGUGGAUAUAAUAGAUAUUUCAGAAAAUGAACAAGAGCAGGAAAUGUUUCCAGUAAAGAUGCAAGGAAAAGAAUCUAGACAGCCAGCUGUGCUUAACAUUGAAAGUCAAGUCAACAUUUCUUCUGUAGAUCAAACUGAUUUACCAAGACAAAAAGUGGAGGAGAAUCUCACGUUGGAAGAAAAUUUAUUGGGCCAGCAGGAAAAAGAUAUGGAAACUGAGAUUAGCAAGCAGCUGGAUGAAAAGAUCAGGCAUUCCAAAAGAGAGAUUCAAGAACAACUUUCCAAAGAUGAAAGCAAAGAAAUGGAGAGCUCACAAAGUAAGGACAAAGAUAUUCCUAAGGAUGUAGAAACAAAUUAUUUCAAAGAAAAUGUGGGCCAACCUCCCCUGAUCAUAGAGACAACAGAAUUCCAGACUGAAAAGGCAGAACCUGAAGGUGAUGACUUUUACACAGCCGAGGACUUGUUAGAAGAUGAAAAUGCUAUAAGCGCUGCUAGUGGCCAGGGCAGUAAGAUAAAUGUUGAUAUGCAAAUGAGAGAAAAAGCUACUUCAGGAGUCGAUAAUCUGAUUCCUGCCAUGGAAGAUACCAAAGAGAAAACAAGCAUGAUUUUGGAAACUGAGGGAAUAGACAGUAGCUUGCAAGGUUCAGGCAAGACUGUGCCCAAAGGAGUAACUGCAAAGGUUGGAGAAUCUGUUAAAAUAGCUAUAGGGCAGCAAGAAAAGAAUCCCCUUGAAAAAGAUGAAAAAUCCACAUCCUCUGCAGUUAGUGACUCUUUUGGCAAGGAUGAAAAUCAGGCUCAAGAUGUAGUUGAAGAGACUAACUACUUUGAAAAAGAAGAUGGUCUUAAAAACAAAAAAGACUUCAGUUACGCAGAAAGGUCUUGGUCAGAUGAUUUCUCCCAAGAGGACCUUGAACAUUCACAGAAUUUCACUGAUACAGAAAGUCAAACAAAUCAGCAAUCUGAUUCUACAGAGAUUGAAGACAACCUGGUCUAUAAAAAAGCUGUAAAGUCAGAAUAUAGUAACACAAUAAAGCAACUGCCUAUCAUUAAGGGCUUUCUUGAUGAAAAACGAGUAGAAAGAUUAGAAAAGUACCUUGGGUCUGAGAAUGUCUUGCUAAUGGAAUCCACAUUCCAUGACAUGGAAAGUAAGCUGCGGCUUGCUCAAAAGGAGAGCCUGGCAUAUAAUAUGGAAAAAGCCCUGGACGAUGUCUUUCGAUCUUCAGAGUCAGACAUCCUUGAGAUGGUGGAGAAAAUGUUAGAUUCAAGAGUGGCAGAAAACAAGGAACUGGGCAUGGAGGAGAUAGACAUGUUUGAUGAGGAGGCUUCUCUGCUGGAUGAUAUUCAGGACCUGAUCUAUUUUGUCAGAUACAGACACCCUUUGGUAGAAGAGAGUGUACCACUAGCAGCAGCUGCGCCUCCAGAAGACAGCUCUAAGGUGCCUCUUGCAGUAUUUCCUGUAGACCAAAAAACAGAACCCAAAGGAGACCGGGGAAGAAAGUUUGCAGUGAAUGAAGGGGAUACAUUUGCACCAGAGGAAAACAAGAGGCCACCACAGAAUAUAGAAGUAAAAGUCCGUGAAGUGGAAGUACCUGAGGAGGACAUGGACCUUCCAGAAAGGGAUGAUCUUUUGGAUUCAGGAGAGAGCAGAGAUGUCAGUCACUCAGAAGAUGGACUACCGGUUAAAGAGUCCUCACCAAACCAAAGUACUGGGGAAGAUUUGGCUAAAGGAAUGAUUUCAUUAGAAGAUACUCCUUUGGAUACAAAACAACAUCCUCUAGAAAUAAUUUCCACAGAAGAAUCUCCUUUAGAUACAGAACAACAUCCUCUAGGAAUGGUUUCCACAGAAGAUAGUCCUUCCACAGAAGAUAGUCCUUCCACAGAAGAUACUCCUUUGGAUACAGAACAACAGCUAGAAACAAAUCCAGAGGUGCCACCAAUUCUUGCAGCUAUGAAGAGUGCAAGUCUUGUAGCAAAAGAAAGCAUAAAACAGUAUACUGAGAUGUUGGUUGCUACAUUGCCUGAGGAUAUUCGACCUGGUCCUGAUUUUCAUGGAAUGCCCUGGGAGCCUAUAAUUAUUACAGUCUUACUGGGAGUUGCUUCAUUUGCCAUUUUCUUCUGGAGAACUUUCCUUUCAGUAAAGAGCAGAGUUUAUCAAGUGACUGAAAAACAGCUUGCUGAGAAGAUUAAAGUUCUUUUACAAGAAAAAACAGAGAUUUUAGAAAAGAUGUCAGAAUAUGAUCAGAAGAUCAAAAAAGCAAAGGAGUCAGUAAAGGAAACUAAGAAACAAAAUAUUAAUCUUUCUGAUGAAGCAGCUGGCCUUAAGGAGAAAAUCAGACGACUUGAAGAAACAAACCAAAAACUGGGUGACAAAGUGAAAAAUAUCCAUUCUUUGUUGGAAACUGAGAAGGAACAGAAUGUAAAGAAACAGGACAUGAUAUUAGAAACUCAGAAAUCAAUAGAAAAGCUACAAGAAGUUAUUACAAUGCAUUCUGUUGAACUUUCCGAGGUGCAGGUAGCCCUUAAUGAAGCUAAGCUCAGUGAAGAGAAAGUGAAGUCUGAACUGCAUCAUGUGCAAGAAGAGAAUGCGCGACUCAAGAAGAGGAAGGAGCAGCUGCUGCAGGAAGUAGAAGGUUGCAGUGAGCGACACAGUGAACUUACUGAGCAAAUCAAAUUAUAUCAGAAGACUCAGAAAGACACCGAAGAAGCCCUUGCUUACAAAGAGAAUGAAAUUGAAGUUUUGACUAAUUGCAUUAUGCAGCUGAAACAACUUGAUCUUGAUUCUGAAUCUGAGGGCAAAAAUAAUGAAGGAGGAAAUGGCUGGGAUGACUUAGCCAAUGGAGAGAUGUCAGAUAAAAUCACCUCAGGUAAUAAUCGGAAUGAGAAGAUGAAGAGCCAGAUUAAACAGAUGAUGGAUGUAUCACGGGUUAAAACUACAUUAACAAUAGUUGAAGAAGAUAGAAACCAAUUGCAGUCCAAACUAAGUGAUGAAAUAAAAGCUCGGCAUGAAUUGGAAGAACAAAUUAAGAAGUUGGAACAUGAUUCUUCUUCGCUGCAGUCAGCCAAAACACAGUUAGAAAGUGAAUGUAAAACUCUGCAACAGAAAGUGGAGAUUCUCAAUGAACUCUACCAGCAGAAAGAGAUGGCUCUGCAGAAGAAGCUCACUCAGGAAGAGUAUGAAAGGCAAGAAAAGGAGCAGAAGCUCACUGCUGCAGAUGAGAAAGCCAGCUUGGUUGCAGAAGAAGUAAAAACUUAUAAGCAAAGAAUUCAGGAGAUGGAAGAUGAAUUACAGAAAACAGAGAGGUCAUAUAAAAAUCAGAUUGCUAGUCAUGAGAAGAAGGCCCAUGACAACUGGCUCAUUGCUCGUGCUGCAGAAAGAGCUCUUGCAGAAGAGAAGAGGGAAGCAGCCAACCUGAGACAGAAAUUAAUAGAAGUGAAUCAAAAAAUUGCAAUGCUCCAAAGACCAAUGAUUGUAAAGCCAACUCCAGGAAGACCUGAUCAUCAGAUUCCCCCACGGAGAGGGCCCCUCAGCCGAGAUGGUUCUUUUGGUCCAUCCCCUGUGAGUGGUGGUGCACCCUCCCCCCCAAUGAUGAUGGAACCACCUAUACGGUCAGUCUCUGCUACCCUUAACCGAAGAGAUGUACCUAGAAGUGAAUUUGGGUCUGUAGAUGGGCCUCCUCUUGGUCCUGGUCUGAGGAGGUCAUCUGAAGUGUCUGGAAGAACAUCUGCCUCUGAUUUGGGCCCUGGUCUAGUCCCUUUGAUGAAUAGUGGCCCAAGAAGCUCUUCUCCCUCAACAGUGCUGGAUGGCAUGCAAACCCUUCCCCCAGAGGCUGAAGGCCCCUGUGCUCCUACUGUUCCAACAUCAGCUGAGGAGUCAGUGCCAGUUAACACUGGUCCCAAAGGCCACCCACCAUUUUCAGGAAUGCCCCUCAUGUCACCAAUAGGAGGACCUCAUCCACCACCACCUCUUCGGUUUGGACCACCUCCUCCACUACGAGGACCUUAUGGACCUCGACCUCUUCCUCCACCUCUUGCUCCUGGUGGUCCUCCACCUCUAAGCUUUCGGGAGUACUUACAUGGCCUUCCACCAGGAAUAAGGGACCUACCUCCUGACCCUCGAGAGUAUAUAUGUGGACACCCACCUUUUGGACCUCUGGGCCCUCCUGGCCCAAGAGAGUAUCUUCCUCCUGGCCCACGAUUACCACCUCCAGCCCACGGUCCAAGGGACUGUCCACCUCCACCUUUUACAAGAGACUUGACACCUUCAGGUUCUAGAGACUAUCCCUCCCCUCAUCCACCUCAUGCCUCUCAAGAAAGCACACAGGACUAUGCACAGGCUCCAGAACAGAGCCCAUAACUUUAGCCUUCAGACUGAGAGAAUGGACUGUUGGAACUUCAUACAGGUAAAAGACUUCAUUGGCUUCAAAAUAAAUUUUACUUUAAUUUCAUGAUUAGGUUCAUACGUAGGUUUGUUUACUUUUUAUUUUUUGCAGGACAUUUUUUUUUCCAAUUAAGCUGCCCCUGGCAUCAUUGUGCAUUUAUGAGCCAAACUAUUCAGCCUCUCCAUAAUUUGAGAUGCAAAAAUACAUUUUUUUUUGCCAUGAAUGAGGACCUUUUAAAGCUGUAGCCUUUUGCAGCUCUUUAAAUGUGCAAUACAAAAAUAUACCUGUGUUUUAGUUUUAUUGUAAUUGAUGAUUUCAGAUGUCAUAAAUGUAAUCAGAACAUUUCCUGUGGAAAUACUUUAUUAAAAAAGGUUAAGCGCUAUCCCUACUGCCUCCUUUCCCUAUUAUUUUGUUAAACUGUUGUUAGUGUAGACCAUUCAGCAAUAUACAUAUAUAUGUAUAUACAUAGUUAUUACAAAGGUACUAUGUGGAUAAACUUGGUUCUUUUUAAAAAGAUCUGGUGUUGAAGACCAGGAGCAUAAACAAUCCUAAAAAAAAAUAUACCAAUACAGUAAUAAAAAUUAUUCUUCCCCUUCCUAGACUCUUGGGAAAAUGAUUAUUGUAUUAGUGCUGUAUACCAUUAUCCAAAGAAAAAAAUUUUUUUUAUUAUUUCCAAGUAUAAUUCAGUUGGUUGAAAUGUUGAGAUUAAAUUCUAGUGUUAAGAUUCAAUUCAAUAGUUUGUGGCCUUUUGGAAAUGUGAGGGCCUAGCAGUUAUGGAAUGAUCUAGUGUAGGUAUAUAUUUAUACUCAUUUAAGACCCACCCAUGGGUGCGCUGCUUUAUCUGGUGCUUCUUAAUAUUUCUACUUCAAAUGAUGCUGAUAACAGCCAUCAUUGAAGUAAGAGUAUAAAAAUAAUUUUGGACUGAGCCAGUAAAAUUAUAAAGGAAAGUUCAUAAUCAACACAGCUUUAUCUCUCUACCAUAAUCAAUACGUUGCAAAAACCUUAUUUGGGUUACUAAGUGUGAAAUUCAUUCUCCUCCUGAACAUCCCUGAAUAACCAAAAAGAACACAACCAUGUAUUAUUGCAAUUUAAAUAUUACUUCCACAGUGAAGUCUGUUAUAUAAAGGGCAUAGAUAUAAAGGGCACAGAAGUUGUCCUUAACAUGGUUAAGACAUUAAAGUGGACAGGCUUAUCAA